Molecule: messenger RNA, 1352 nt
Organism: Danaus plexippus (monarch butterfly)
Lineage: Eukaryota; Metazoa; Arthropoda; Insecta; Lepidoptera; Nymphalidae
Exons: 2
Coding region: 148-885 (245 amino acids)
Source: RefSeq, a predicted model, not a curated record
ACUUAACCUGUGUACAAUGUAAUGUUGUUUUUUCCAUAUUUUCGAUUUACAAAAUCAUAACAGCCUUCUUACAUACCGAACAAUGAGCAAAUUAAAUGGAACAAUAGAGUCGAUCGCACCUGACCAUUAGAACUAGCGUCUGAAAUAAUGAAGGAAAAAAUUGUGGCAAUAAUUUUAAUAUACUUAUCAAAAGAAACAUUAUCCCAAUACGACGGUAGUUAUGGUGUCCAACAAGGGUAUCAAUACAAUCCGUAUCAGAAUAUGCCAUACCAAUCAUACCCAGACCAAAUAUUACAAAAUAACAAAUGGAAUGAAGAAGAAAAUGCAAAUUACAAGGAUUAUAAAGAUUACAAUGACUAUGAUGAAAAUAUCUGCGAUUGCACCAAAUGUGGUGAUCUGAAACCCGGUUGUCUUAAUGCGUGCCCAAAUUGCGUGUCCACCCCACAACCUCUCAUGCCACAAAACUAUUUCAUACUCCCAUUCCCAUAUCCAUACCCGAUGACGGCAAAGGAAACAGCUGCACCGGUUCAUAAAGAAACUCAACGAACAACCACGACUACAAUCGCAACAACUACAACUGCAACAACAACUACAACAACCGAAUCUACAACAACAAACACAGAAGCAACAGAAACUGUCUCCGAAGCAACCACUGAAACUUCCAUGGAAACUGACAUGACCAUGUCUCCAUUUCAUGUGAUCUCGAAGCGGCCCUACUUGAUAACGUCUCUGAGAAAAACAAAACCCAAUUGGAUGCCAAAAUACGGUAUAGUUCCUAUUUCUGAUACAUUCGCUGAAAAAAUAAUGCUUCAACUAAGAGACAUGAAAGUUUUACAUCCCCGUAGAGACGUAGCUAGAAAAGAAGCUAUGUAUCCAUUACAGUAAAUAUUUUUUUUAUUUCGUGACUAAAUCUAGAUUCAGAUUUAUAUAUCGUUAUACAUUUUUAAAGUAAUGAAUGUUUAAUUCGCAUCAGAACAAAUCACUCAGUGAGACUAGAGUUCAUUCGAAAUUCAGUAACUUUUUUAAGUCAAAUAAGUUUUUAUAUCAUACUUUUAUUUUUCUUUUAUAUUUCAUAGCUUGUAAAUAUAGAGGUAUGUAUAAAUGUAAAUUGUACAGAGCUACCAGAAUGCUCAUCGUAGGCUCUCUGUAGAACUAAACACAAUUUUUUUGGUUUGACUAAAAAAAUAAAUAUACGAUAUUAAAAUCUUUGCCACUUUAAGAAAUCCUUGUCAUUUUAUUUUAUUGAAAUUUAAACGUUAUGAUUUUUAAUCAUACUUUUUUUUUGUUUUGUUAUUUAAAUUCAAAUGUAUUUAUAUUGAAUAAAAUUUAGGAAGCAAGUAAUAUUCACUUAU